AUGAAUUACCCAUUUGCGUCUCAGCAGCACCAGCAGGACGUGAUCAAUGCGGUGAUUUCGGUGCUGGAUGCGCCGAAGGAGGCGACGACAGUGUCGCAAGUAUAUUCGAACGACAAGAACACGGCAACGGAAGUACAGGCGUACGCCAAGAUAUCGGGACGAGACUGGACGUACUACGUGAAGGACAUGAUGACGAGUAUCGGGCGGAACACGUCUCCGCAGGACCGGUCAGUACACAUCGACCUGGGGCCUGCGAAAGUGGUGUCGCGGCAGCACGCUAGCAUCAGCUUCAACCUGAACACGGGUAUAUGGGAGCUGCGGGUUUUGGGCCGCAACGGCGCGAAGAUCAAUUUCCACCGGAUUCCCUCAGGCCCGAACACCGACCCGGUGCCAUUGUCAUCGGGGACCAUUCUGGAUAUUGGUGGGACCCAAAUGAUGUUCAUAUUGCCGGAUCAGGGGCCGUUCAUCGACCCCGCCGCGCUGAGCUACCUGAACCCGAAGCUGGCUGCGGCGUACGCACACACGACCACAAACCCGUUACUACAGGAGCUAAUCAAAAGCACCACAUCUGCAGUCACCGAUGUGAAGGGCACCGGUGACGGCGGGAUGACCACCUUCAAAAUGUACCACAACCAUUACCAAAAUGCUUCGCAGUACGAUCAAGUAGACCAAUCUUCCAGCCAGGGGGCAAUAUAUGGAACCAUAAUAGACCCCAGCUUCCACACAGGUAAGGAUUUGGCCACUGAUUUGUCCCGCGAUGAGAAUCGGAACGUCAAACCGCCACAUUCCUACGCAACGAUGAUUACCCAGGCUAUUUUGUCCUCUCAGGACGGAGAGCUAUCUUUGUCUGCGAUUUACAAGUACAUCUCCACAAAUUACGCUUUCUAUCGUCAUACAAAGUCUGGCUGGCAGAAUUCGAUUCGGCACAACUUAUCGCUCAAUAAAGCCUUCGAAAAAGUGCCGAGAAAACCUGGUGAGCCAGGCAAGGGUAUGAAGUGGCGGAUUAGUGAGGAAUACCAGAGGGAGUUUCUAGAAAAAUGGCAUAGUGGCAGGAUUGGAAAGGUUAGACGUGGUUCUUCUGUUGCUAGACAGUUGCAGCUUCACAUGUCCAGAUACAAUUAUUUGCCAAUCCAGAAUCAUCGUCAGAGUAAUGUCGCCGCGAAUGGUUCUGUUCAGAAGCAGCAGAGGCGUACCACCAUGUCCACAUCCAUUGGGAGCCGAAGCCAGAGUGAGGACCGUGUCGCUGUUUCUGUUCCACCUAGUAAUUCCACGGACUAUGCAAAUUCGGUGGCUACGAACCCUAUCCAAUAUAGUUCAUCCAGUCAAAACGGUCAUGUGCAGACUAAACAAGUGCAUCCUGCGAGAACGUCUAAUCUACAGCCGCAGCUAACAUUGAAACAGGAAGACAAGCCACUGCAUAACAACGAUACACCACCACCUUCGAUAUCGUUUUCCCGUCAGCCACCGCAGAAACAAGAGCAAAGAGAUAUUUCCGCAUCAGCUUCUAAUACAUCAUUGCCGUCUUUAUCUGGAAUGCGUGGUUCUCCCCAACCUUCGUUAUCAGUCGCUACAUUACCAACUACUGCGCCCGUGAACGACGUGCUUCUUCAUUCUCCAGCAAAACGGUUUCAUAUUUCAGCCGUGGAAGCAUACACUCCUGAGAGGGGGUCCCAGCAAAUUUCUAGGUCUCCUACUCAAGGCGGCAGUAGUGCACAUUUGAGCGCACAGGGAGCGCAACAGGGGCCAAUGCUUGGACAAAGUGGCCAUGUAAGCCAAGGGGGACAUUCCAACGCCAACCAGAGUAGCCCAGGUGUAUGGAAUCUACUCCAGUUUUCCUCAGUGAACAACACUCCGGCAACUGCGUAUAAUAAUGGAAUGCCAAGCCUAAAUACCCAAAACCCAGGCCUUAGCAAAACAAAUAGUGCUGCCGCUGUGAAACAUGGUAGCAACGAGCUGCUUACGUCUAGCGCAGAGAAGGACCAUUCUCUAAAUUCUAGUCCGAUAAAAAAACACCGAGGCGACGGGCGAGGCGUUGACCAUCCUGAUGGGCGACUAAUCUUAGACACUGAAGGUGCAAAGGUCAGUUUGGUCAGCAAUGAUGAUAUCUCUGCAGGAAGACACGGUUCGGUAGAUCGGGAAUGA
Messenger RNA from Eremothecium gossypii ATCC 10895, 2142 nucleotides. RefSeq names its product forkhead family transcription factor FKH1 (gene FKH1). Bases 1 to 2142 code for a protein of 713 amino acids. Gene Ontology annotation, biological process: regulation of transcription by RNA polymerase II. The transcript has 2 exons. Gene Ontology annotation, molecular function: DNA-binding transcription factor activity, RNA polymerase II-specific; RNA polymerase II cis-regulatory region sequence-specific DNA binding; protein binding. Lineage: Eukaryota; Fungi; Ascomycota; Saccharomycetes; Saccharomycetales; Saccharomycetaceae. The record is from RefSeq and is marked provisional.